GGAUAUCUGUAGACAGUUUGAGAUUGCCGCCCAUGACUACAGCAGGACAGACGUCUCGCGAGUAGGUUUGGCGCAUCGUUGGAGUGCAGUGUCAGAGUCCCAGAAUGAAGGAUCAGCCCUUCGAGGACCAUGGAGAAAUAUGAGAAGGUGAAGAAAAUUGGAGAAGGCUCUUUUGGGAAAGCGUUCCUGGUGAAGUCCAAGGAAGAUGGCCGGCAGUUUGUCAUCAAGGAGAUCGGCAUCUCCAGGAUGUCAAACAAAGAGAGGCAGGAGUCGCGAAAAGAAGUGGCUGUCCUUGCCAACAUGAGCCACCCCAACAUCGUCCAGUAUAAGGAGUCCUUUGAAGAGAGUGGCUGCUUGUAUAUAGUGAUGGACUACUGUGAGGGAGGAGACCUGUUUAAGAAGAUAAACUCUCAGAAAGGGGUUCUCUUUCCAGAGGAGCAGAUUCUGGACUGGCUUGUGCAAAUCUGCCUGGCACUGAAGCACGUGCACGACCGCAAAAUUCUCCACAGAGACAUCAAGUCACAGAACAUCUUCCUGACCAAAGAUGGCACUGUACAGCUGGGGGACUUUGGGAUCGCCAGAGUGCUGAACAGCACUGUGGAGUUGGCCAGAACAUGCAUUGGGACCCCCUACUAUCUCUCACCAGAGAUUUGCGAGAACAAACCCUACAAUAACAAGAGUGACAUUUGGGCCUUAGGGUGUGUCCUGUACGAAAUGUGCACGCUUAAGCAUGCAUUUGAAGCAGGGAACAUGAAGAACUUGGUUCUGAAGAUCAUCCGUGGUUCCUACCCCCCGGUCUCCAUGCAUUACUCCCAGGACCUGCGCUGUCUGCUGGGCCUUCUGUUCCGACGAAACCCCCGGGAGAGACCGUCUGUCUGCACUAUCCUGGACAAGUCAUUCCUCUCACGCAGGAUACACAAGUUUCUCACACCACAGCUCAUUGCUCAGGAAUUCAGCCAUGCCGCUAUCCUCAAGUCACCCAAACCGUCGGUGGCACACAGUCAAGCAGCCAAGCGCCCAGCCUCUGGUCCAGCCGCUGUGUCCCCCGCCCAGAAGAUUACCAAACCAGCUGCCAAAUACGGAGUGCCUUUGAACGGCAGGAGAGCCUCGGACGUGGCACGCCGGCCAGCCGAAGCUGCCAAGAGGCCCGUCGAGAGGAAGCCUCUGCCCAAACCUAAACAGGCCCCUCCCCCAGCAGUGCCUCAGAGGAGAGUGAGUCGCAUUGAGGAGGAGAGAAAGAAGUCUGAGGAAGCGGCGCGGAAGAAGAGACUGGAUAUGAUGGAGAGGGAGCGGAAGCAGAGAGAACAGAUGUUUCUGCUAAAAGCUGCCCAAUUGAGAAGAUUCGAAAAGGAAAAGCUGAACCGCAUCAAUAGAGCACGUGAGCAAGGGUGGAGGCAUGUCCUCAGCUCCAGCGGAGGAAGCAGUCCUGAACGAAAGUUCUAUGGUGGCGGGGGCAUGGUGGGCCCCUCAGCUGCCCAGGCUCCAGCCCAGCCCCCAAACAGGUACGAGCACUACCUGUCCGCCCUGGACCAGCUGGCCAAGCCUCAGGACGGAGCCAAGGCAGCCGGAGAUGUGCUUGCUCGGGGUGGCCAGGGUGCAGGUGCCCUAGCACAGCCAAAUGGCCCGUCAGCCCCGGCAGAGGGAGAGCCCAUGAAGAUGGACCAAGCCAAGCUGGAGCAGGUCUCCAGACACGACAACAACAACAACAACAGGCUGCGUGGGCAGGUGCCAGCGCAGAGGGCCUUCCAGGUGGAGGAGUUCCUGCAGAGGAAGAGGGAGGCCAUGCUCAAUAAAGUGCGAGCCGAAGGACAGCUGGGCACGCGUCACCACUGGCCGGCUAUCUUUGGGAGCCGAUCCGGCUCCAUACGUUGCAGGAGACCCCGGGUCAACAAGGAGGAGGAGGAGUACCUGUCUCGGCUCAGGCAGAUCAGGCUGCAGAACUUCAACGAGCGGCAGCAGAUUAAAGCUCGCUUGAGAGGAGAGAAGUAUGACAGUGAUGGGUCUGACAGCCACGAGUCAAGCGAGGAGGCAGAGCUGAGGAAGAGGAAGAUCGAGGCCCUGAAGGCCCAGGCCAAUGCCCGUGCUGCGGUGAUAAAGGAGCAGCUGGAGAAGAAGAGAAGGGAGGCCUACGAGAGGGAGAAGAAGGCCUGGGAGGACCAUCUCGUUGCUCGAGGAGUGAAAAUGACGGUAGGAGCAGCGGUAGCCUCGCCAGCUCUCCCUGACCCCCCUCCCCAGCAGCAGCCAGCUCCCGCUCCUGCUCCCGCUCCAUCCCCCACCCCUCCGGCCUCUCCAGCGCCCUCCCCCAAACCCACCGUCCCAGCCAUCUCCAUGACCGCUGCCCUCAAGGACGUCGGAGCGUUGGCAUCCGGACAGAAUUCUCCCAUGAAGGUGGAAUCCCCAAAGACGGAGGCACCUAUUGCCCAGAGUGAGAAAAAGGAGAUCCUGCGGCGCCUAAACGAGAGCCUGAGGGCCCAGAGCCAACAACUGCCCGACAAGAGCGAGCUGGCCAAUAGUGUGGCGCCUGAGGGGCCCAGUCCCACCCCCCUGCCACUGAACCAGCCAAUGGCGGAGGAGGAGCGGCCAGCCACGGGGGGAGACCGCAAGAGAUGGGAGGCCGGAGCCCCGCCCGUGUUCCCUGUCGCUCAGCAGACGCUAGACGAGGCCUCCCUCGCCUCACCUGCAUCGCAGUGUGUUUCACCGGAGGAGAGGCUGCCCUCUGGUGGAGACAGGAGGAAGUGGGAGAUGGCCGCCCCUCCCUUUCUCCCUGUGGCCCAGCAGACACUGGAGGAGACCAGCAUCACAACGCCAGAGCAAACGGCAGGUGAGGUGAUCCGUCUGGAGCCAUGGGGCCAGGACCAGCAGGGGCAGGGGCAGGUGCUGAGUCCCAGGAGAGGCUGGAGGCAGAGCCCAGACUCUCAGGUCAUAGAGGCCCUGCAAGAGGCCCAGCUACAGCCUCUGACACAGCUCAUGGGCAACACCAGCAUCUCUGAUAGGCCAGUUACAGACAGCCUUCCACCCUCAGUGUUGCCUUCUCCUGGGCAAGAAGGGGUCAAACCAGCACCACAGGCACAGCCAAGCCCACCGGCCCCUCACACACAAGCAGAACCAGGAGAGCCAAUCACAUCGGAGGUCAAAGGACAGGGGGAAGUCCUGCAACUUGAGGACAUAAAACUGGUGACCAAGUCUGAGGAAGAUGAUGAGCUUGAGUCUCUGGUGCUGGAGGAGGGGCUCCAGUGGGCUGUAAAUCGCCCCAGCGAGGCGUUCCAAGCCUGGGGUGCAGAAGCUUCACUGGCUGGGCCACCAGGGGGCAAAGUCAGCCCACACAUGCCGAAGAAGGAACAGGAGCAGGAGCAGGCUGAGAGAGUGGAGAAGCCAGCAGAGCCAACAGUACAUGUGCCUCCAAGUGAGGAGCCCCUGUUCAUGCGGCUGUGUAGUCCUGCCCAUCGGCGUGCGGUGGCCUUGUCCAUGAUGUCUGCCCAGUCGUCCUUUGAGGACUCCUCAUCCUCUGUGGCGUCCCGCUCGCGCUCCGUGUCCCCCAUGCGUGGCAAGCACCAGGACUCCCUCCUAAUCGGCCUCUCCACGGGCCUCUUCGAUGCCAACAACCCCAAGAUGCUGCGCACGUGCUCCCUGCCGGACCUCAGCAAGCUCUUCAAGAGCGGCGAGCCCGACGAUGCGGCCGUCGCCGGGGGACAGGGCACCGUUGCCCCUGACAACAACAACUUGGAGAUAGAGGACCUGGAGGAGAACGGCAAGGCGGACGAGCAGUCGGAACCUGAGGACGAUGCUUAUGAAGACGAGGAAGAAGACCUGCGUGAGCUGCGUGCCUCAAUGGAGAGACUCCUGCAGGACAACAGCCAGAGCGAAGAGGAAGAUGAGGAUGAGGAAGAAGAGGACGAGCCAUCCAAUGGUAGCCCAGUCGAUGAGGAAGACGGCUGCCUCAAUGGGGUAGAUGGCAGAGGCGGCGCAGAGAAAGCCAGCCUGCCUGGAAGCCCCGAUGAGGAGGAGGAGGAGGAAGGUGUGGAUGGAGUGUAUGCUGAGGCUACAGACAAGGAGGAGGAGGAGGAGGAAGAGGAGGAUGAGGAGGAAGGAGCUUCACCGUCCAGCAGCAGCCCUGAUGAAGAACCCAUGGGACCACUCACCAACGGGGUGGGAGAGGGAGAGGUGGAGGGAGAGGAGAGGAUGGAGGAAGGGGAGGAAGGAGAGGAGCGCCACAGUAGCGAUGGUGACCAGCUGAAUGAAGAGUGGCAGUCAGAUGACAGUGGCGAGGAGGAGGCUGAUGAGCUGGAGCAGCAGGACAGCAUCUUCAGCCGGCUGGAGGAGCUGCGCUUCCAGCUGGAGCAGGAGAUGGGCUUUGAAGCCUUCAUACAGGCCUACAACAAGAUCAAGGCUAUUCACGAGGACGAGGAUGAGAACAUCGACAUGGGCCCCAGCAUGCUGCAAAGCAUCCUGGGAACGGAACACCAGCACCUUUACCCCAAGAUCCUCCACCUGGUCAUGGCUGAUGGAGCGUACCAAGAAGAUAAUGAUGAAUAGAAGCUAUUCAUCCACCCGGGCUGGCAGCUUCAGACAAUCUGCUGGCAGACUGAUGUCUUCCCAGGAUGCACUUGAGGGGGUUGUCUGCACAUCGGAGG
This is a messenger RNA of Engraulis encrasicolus (European anchovy), 4631 nucleotides long. It is a transcript of the gene nek1, whose product is annotated as NIMA-related kinase 1. The record is from RefSeq and is a predicted model, not a curated record. Bases 130 to 4533 code for a protein of 1467 amino acids. The transcript has 36 exons. NCBI's taxonomy places the organism in Eukaryota, Metazoa, Chordata, Actinopteri, Clupeiformes, Engraulidae. Gene Ontology annotation, biological process: protein phosphorylation. Gene Ontology annotation, molecular function: ATP binding; protein kinase activity.